Messenger RNA from Pocillopora damicornis (cauliflower coral), 1604 nucleotides. RefSeq names its product diphosphomevalonate decarboxylase. Gene Ontology annotation, cellular component: cytosol. Gene Ontology annotation, biological process: isopentenyl diphosphate biosynthetic process, mevalonate pathway; isoprenoid biosynthetic process. The record is from RefSeq and is a predicted model, not a curated record. Gene Ontology annotation, molecular function: diphosphomevalonate decarboxylase activity. Lineage: Eukaryota; Metazoa; Cnidaria; Anthozoa; Scleractinia; Pocilloporidae.
CCCUAAUAAUGAAUUAUAAAUAAUGUUGAGUGUGGUCUACCGAAAAGUCGCACGAUUGAAGUAGACCGGCAAUUGGCGCAGUAAACUUCGUUAGAGAAUGGAAGGGUGGUGAUCAAUUGUGCAUAUGACGUAAUUUCCACAUCAAUUCUUGCGCCAUUUUACGUUUCUUAGGCGAGAGAAAUGGUGAAAUAGUAACUUCGUUGCGGUGGAAGAUGACAAGAUCUAACGAAGAAUACUAACCGAGAUUCAUCUAAGAUGGCGGACGAAAUUUGCGCAAAACGGAUUAAGAAGUCUGAUGGUGUUAACAUGGUUACUUGUCAAGCCCCAGUCAAUAUUGCCAUCAUAAAAUACUGGGGGAAAAGAAACGAACAGCUUAUUCUACCUUUGAAUUCUUCACUAAGUGUAACUCUUGAUAAGAAAGAGCUCCAUUCUUCUACAACUGUUGCAGUUAGUGAGGAUUUUUCUGAAGAUUGUCUUUGGCUCAAUGGAAGGAAGCAUAACAUUGCUGAAAUGCCACGGAUUCAAAAGUGUCUAGCAACAAUGAGGAAGCUGUCACACAAUGAGUCUCUUAAGGACUGCUGUAUUCACAUUUGCUCACAGAACAACUUCCCUACUGCUGCAGGCCUGGCUUCAUCUGCUGCUGGAUAUUCCUGCCUAGUUUUUGCUCUGUCAAGAUUACUUCAAGUCAAGGGUGAUCUUUCAAGAAUAGCAAGGCAGGGGUCAGGAAGUGCUUGCCGCAGUAUGUAUGGAGGGUUUGUUGAGUGGGAAAAAGGUGAUGCAGAGGAUGGAUCAGACAGCAUUGCUAAACAGAUUGCUACUGAAGAUCAUUGGCCAGGUUUAAGGGUACUUAUUCUGGUGGUCAAUGAACACAAAAAAGGCACAAGUAGUACUGAUGGAAUGAAAAGAAGUGUAGAAACCAGUGAUUUACUUAAGUUUAGAUCUGAGUUUUGUGUUCCUGAGAGAAUGAAGAUAAUGAAGAAAGCAAUCUCGGAGAGAGAUUUUGAGACAUUUGCAGAAACUACAAUGAAGGAAAGCAAUCAGCUGCAUGCAGUGUGCCAGGACACCUACCCUCCCAUCGCACCACCAUACAUGAAUCAGACCUCACACAGUAUAGUUCAGCUGGUCACCCUGUACAACAACUUCUGUGGUCAACUUAAGGUUGCCUACACAUUUGAUGCCGGACCCAACGCGUUCUUGUUUGUAAUGGAAAACGAUAUUGCAGAAAUUUCGUCGCUUAUUAGACACUUCUUUCCUCCAGAAACCGACAGAGGAUUUAUUCAAGGAAUGGAAGUAAAAUCUCAAACUGAUUUAAACAAGAAUCUUUUGAAGUCGAUUACUAUUGAACCAUCUCCAGGAGCUGUAAAGUACGUUAUUUCAACAAAGGUUGGCAGUGGCCCAAGUGAACUGGGCGAAGAACAUAGCCUUCUUGAUGAAAAUGGGCUGCCCAAACCCUAACAUAACAAGAACUGUCUUUCCAAGAACUCCAACAAGAUAGACGCUUUUGAGAGACUUUUUCUACGCCUGUAAUGCUAUUCCUUCGUUAGCUUGUCUGUAACUGAAAGUUAAAAUCUAUUUCUCCCGUGCUUGGUUCAAAACUGACAUCA